Molecule: messenger RNA, 2601 nt
Organism: Stegastes partitus (bicolor damselfish)
Lineage: Eukaryota; Metazoa; Chordata; Actinopteri; Pomacentridae
Gene: prcp
Product: prolylcarboxypeptidase (angiotensinase C)
Exons: 9
Coding region: 295-1815 (506 amino acids)
Biological process (GO): regulation of blood vessel endothelial cell migration; proteolysis; negative regulation of systemic arterial blood pressure
Molecular function (GO): serine-type exopeptidase activity; dipeptidyl-peptidase activity
Source: RefSeq, a predicted model, not a curated record
AUCCAUGGCUGCUUUGUGACUCUAGUUAAAUGAAAGUUGGUGAAAUGUUGAGAAGACUCUGACCCCGGUGCGUCCUGCAGCAGCAGCAGCAGCGACGGAAUCCUUCAGCUCCGAUGAUAAAGUCACUCCACCGGCUGCCCGGUAACACCUCUUUGGAUUUGCUGACAGGGGAGUCUCACUUCCUUUCUUUAACGGGACGAGCCUCCUGUCCUCAGUGCAAACACAGACAGAUCAUGCGACCUCCUGCGCUGAGGAUCAGUUUGCUGUGACUUGGAUUUGACAGAAGCAGCGGUGAUGGCUGCAGGCAGGACGGAGGUUUUGGGCAGAGCUGCAGCUACCUGCGUCCUAACGCUGUGUUUGGUUUGUUUACACGUGACUGCACUUAAAUCUAAACUUUUCACCAGGCUAGGUGGGCUGCCUUACUCCUCCGAUCCCCCCAUCAGCUAUAAGACAUUUUAUUUUGACCAAAAGAUUGAUCAUUUCGGAUUCCUGGAGGAUGGCACCUUCAAGCAGAGAUACCUCGUGGCUGACAAACACUGGCAGCAGCCCGGAGGACCCAUUUUGUUCUACACUGGAAACGAAGGCGACAUCACCUGGUUCUGCAACAACACAGGCUUCAUGUGGGAAAUUGCGGAGGAGUUGGGCGCCAUGCUGGUUUUUGCAGAACAUCGUUACUAUGGAGAGUCGCUGCCAUUUGGACAAGACUCUUACAGUGACAGCAAACACCUGAACUACCUGACCGCGGAGCAGGCCCUGGCAGAUUUUGCAGUUCUGAUUCAGAACCUGAAGAGCACUUUACCUGGAGCUCAGCAGAGCCCCGUCAUCGCUGUCGGAGGGUCCUACGGGGGGAUGCUCGCUGCCUGGUUCAGGAUGAAAUACCCCAACGUUGUUGUUGGAGCUCUGGCAGCCUCCGCACCAAUAUGGCAGUUCCCUGGUAUGGUGCCAUGUGGAGAUUUCUACAAAAUAGUAACUCAAGACUUUGCCAGAAGUGGCUAUAACUGCGAUGCAAACAUCAGAAAGUCCUGGAAGGCCAUUAAUAAUGUCUCCUCCACUGCGUCCGGUCUUCAGUGGCUGUCAGAAGAAUUCAGCUUGUGUGCUCCUCUUAAAAACGCGAUAGACGCCAUUGGCUUCAAGAGCUGGCUCCAAGAGACCUGGGUCAACCUGGCCAUGGUGGACUACCCUUACGAAGCUAAUUUCCUCCAGCCGCUGCCUCGCUGGCCGAUCCAGGUGGUGUGCAAGCAUCUCGGGUUCGAUUCCGCCGUGUCCGACCAACAGCUGCUGCACGGAGUCUCCCAGGCAGCCAAGGUUUACUACAACUACACCGGAAGCGCUUCCUGUCUCAACACGUCUCAGACAGCGACCAGCAGCCUCGGUGAGCUCGGCUGGACCUACCAGGCCUGCACGGAGAUGGUGAUGCCCAUGUGUACAGAUGGCGUGCAGGACAUGUUUGAACCCGAGGAGUGGAACUUCCAGGCCUUCUCUGAUUGGUGCAACACCAUGUUCGGCGUCCGGCCGCGGGCCGAUUGGGCGGGAACGGUCUUCGGGGGAAAGGAGAUCGCCUCUCACAGCAACAUCAUCCUCAGUAACGGAGGACUGGAUCCGUGGUCCGCCGGCGGAGUGACUCACAACAUCACGGAUUCUCUGAUCUCCAUCAUGAUUCCCGACGGCGCUCAUCACCUGGACCUCCGCUACAGCAACGACCUCGACCCGCCGUCGGUCCGCGCUGCCCGGGCGUUAGAGGUGAAGUAUUUCCGGCAGUGGAUCAAAAAGGCUAAAAAGACUCACCAAGCUGCACCAACCCACCAAACUCAGUAAAAUCCUGCAAACUGGGAUAUUCGUGAUAUCCAGGAAUUAGCUUUAAUUUGCGCGACAUGGUAUUUCACACGGUGCUGUUAUAAUGCCAAAGUUUGUUCCUUCUUUUUUAAUCGGUUCCUGUCUUAAUCAGCCAUGUUUGGCACUGGAAUAUGAAAACACCAUUAUCUUUGACCUACUUAGACACACUCCACGUCUUUAUGCCAAACUAUGAAUUUUCCAAGGGCUUGGAGACUAAAGGUACUGUAUUAUCUGCAAAAAUCACAUCUGUUAGUCACGUGAAAACCAAUAAUAACAAUGCUGCGGUGUAAAUACGUUUGUUUAUUCAUGUAAUCACAUCAUCACCAUCACAAGACUGGAUGAUCCUCAUGUAAAGUUUCCCAAACCCCAUUAAGACCCGUCCGUCUCCAAGCUCACGAUUUCUUGUCUUCAGUCGAUUUUACAGUCAUGGCUGAGAUGACACUUAGCUUCAUUGUUCCAUGUUCACAUCACCUUAGUUUUGGGUUGUCAUUCAGCUGCAUUUGUUCUUUUCCAAGUAUAAUAUGCUUCUUAACAACAACAAAAAGAAAAAGUCUCAGGAGAAUAGUUUGGCACCUAAUAUAAAAGAGAAAUCCCAUUUUUACAAGAUUUUCACUGCACAAAGUGUGAUAAUAAACUUAAUUUGUGUUGCUCACAGAAGAAAGGUGCCUUCCCUGCUGUAUUUUAUGUCUUCUGCUGAUUUUCUUUAUACGCUGUCAUUCCCCAAGAAUCACGUCUUCCGGUAAAACUGAUUAAAAAGCUGCAAAUUUA